Messenger RNA from Penicillium odoratum, 570 nucleotides. RefSeq lists its product as uncharacterized. The transcript is spliced from 2 exons. Bases 1 to 570 code for a protein of 189 amino acids. The record is from RefSeq and is a predicted model, not a curated record. NCBI's taxonomy places the organism in Eukaryota, Fungi, Ascomycota, Eurotiomycetes, Eurotiales, Aspergillaceae.
AUGCAGGAUUUUCUAGAGAGCAGCGAAAAAUAUCGGCGACCAGAGGCAAGCUGGCGCCGGAUGCUUAUUCAGCAACCACCUAUCAUGGCGCUGGGAUGGGCGGAGCGUAACGUGUCGCCAUCCGAAGGGACAGACCUACAUCGCUGGGAGAUUCCACUACAAGCACUUGGUGGGUUAAAAAUGAACAUGCUGUAUGAUCUGGUCGUGAACACUUCGGAGGCUCUAUUUCAGAGUCCUAUGGUCGCAAAAUCCAUGUUCGCCGUCUAUCAGUUCGUACAGGAUCGAUGGGUCACUCAGACAUGCAAUGCAGGGUGCGGAUCUGGUUCUCGAUAUGUGGUAUACAAGUCAAAUGAUAUAUCAGAAUGGUCGAAAGAUACGUGGACACGGGAACUUGUGCGGGAGCUGAAGCUCGCUAUAGAUGACGUUGAUAUUGAUCUGAUGCGCUACAUGAUAGAUCUGAAGGAAUUCAAGAGCUGGAAUUUGGCGGAAGAGUUAGGUGAUAUCGCUAGAGAAAGAGGACUAUCGACUAUGGUAUGCCCCUUCCUGAUGAGGACGACCCGGCCCUGUUAG